This is a messenger RNA of Closterium sp. NIES-65, 783 nucleotides long. Lineage: Eukaryota; Viridiplantae; Streptophyta; Zygnematophyceae; Desmidiales; Closteriaceae. The record is from the annotation of a GenBank genome assembly.
AUGGUAGCCCAUUCCGCCUCGGCAGCCCUCAACAUCUCCCUCGCUGUGGCCCAUCUUGGAGGUGGGUCGCAGCCAGGCGCAGUCAACACGGCUCAAGAUGCCACAGCGCGCAUGAGUGCGUGUGUGGAAAAGGAGGGUGCGCAUGCGUGUGUGCGGAAGCUGUUUAGAGACAUGCCGGACCUGUGCGGAUCAUUCUUUGCUUACUUCAUCCAGGUGUGUUGUGAGGUGACAGCUCCUCCUCCUCCUCCUCCUCCUCCUCCUCCUCCUCCUCCUCCUCCUCCUCCUCCUCCUCCACCCACCCACAGUGCUAGUGGAGGGGGACCAGGCCUUCGUCUCCCUCCACUUCAGACACUGCAUGGCCAAACCACUCACCAAGCCAUUCCACUCCCUGCUAUCCCUCUUCACCCCCUCCUCCCCCACCUCCCCUCACUUCCCCCUUCCCCUUUCCUCACUCUCUCCCCCAUCCCCCCCACUGACUGGUUCCGCUCCUUCCACCCCCAGGCCUUCCUCUUCCUGCGGUUCGAGGACUACAUGGCCAACACCCGCCCACACAUCGCCCAAACCCUCGACUUCCUCGGCUUCCCCGCCGCUGACGUGGCCGAGGAGCAGUGGGCAGGGAUCGUCGACCUGGAGCGCGUGGACCAGCGGCCGGAAGGCAUGGCGAGGGAGGAGCUGGAUGGGGUCACACGGGAGUGCCUGGAGGCGUUCUUCACACCUUUCAAUGCAGAUCUGGUGCGGUUGCUGCGUGAUGAGAAGUAUUCGUGGAAGAGAGGGCAGAGGUGA